Messenger RNA from Eleginops maclovinus (Patagonian blennie), 3815 nucleotides. It is a transcript of the gene sp1, whose product is annotated as sp1 transcription factor. The record is from RefSeq and is a predicted model, not a curated record. Gene Ontology annotation, molecular function: DNA-binding transcription factor activity, RNA polymerase II-specific; RNA polymerase II cis-regulatory region sequence-specific DNA binding. The transcript is spliced from 6 exons. The coding region runs from base 119 to 2227 and encodes 702 amino acids. Lineage: Eukaryota; Metazoa; Chordata; Actinopteri; Perciformes; Eleginopidae. Gene Ontology annotation, biological process: regulation of transcription by RNA polymerase II.
AAAUCGAACGCAUCCAUCUUUCUCCUUCAUAAGGGGAGUCCGUCAAGUUUGUGUGAAGUUGUGAAAAGUUGUGUCAACCCGAAAAAAAGAGCAGAGAAACUCCUCCCGUCUUCAAAUUAUGAGCAAUCAACAGCAGGGUGAAAUGGCCGCAGUGGAGAGCGGCGGAGGCUACAGUCAAAAGCGAAACACAGGAAAUUCACAAGACUCACAGCAGCCAUCUCCUCUCGCCUUGUUGGCAGCCACUUGCAGUCGAAUCGACACCCCAGGAGAGGGUGAUUCAUCUGCAGACCAACAACAACAAAACCAGCAGCAACAGCUGGACCUUAACCAGGGUGUUUUCACCUCCACAGCCAAUGGCUGGCAGGUUAUUCCUCUUAGCGUUCAAACAACUUCAGGCACUCACACUAUCACCACCGACUCCUCAGGGGCCAUGACAAUAGGAGACAUAGGCAAGUGCAGGCAGGUGUUGUCACCAUCAGCAGUUGCUGUGAGCACCCAGCAGCAGCAGCAUCAACAGCCGCAGCAAUACGUAGUAGCUCAGGCUCCAUCAAUGCACGGGCAGCAGGUGCUUACCACCAUGUCAGGUAUGAUGCCCAACAUUCAGUACCAGAUUAUUCCCCAGUUUCAGACGAUAGAUGGCCAGCCUCUGCAGUUGGCACAUGCUCAGCAGGAUAAUGCUGUAUCUGCUGCUGGAGCAGGGCAGCAGUUUCAGAUAGUGUCAUCCUCCAAUGGCCAGCAGAUCCUUGCUACGACCAACAGAGCUGGGGCUGGAGGAAACAUCAUAACAAUGCCCAGUCUCCUCCAGGGAGCCAUCCCUAUACAAAAUAUAAGCUUAGGCAAUGGCAUGUUACAAAACCAACCCCAGUUCCUGGCAAAUAUGCCUGUGUCAUUAAAUGGGAACAUCACUUUGUUGCCUGUCAGCACUGGAACAAGCGGAGGGGGAGAUGGAAGUGGUGGAGGGGAUACAGGGGGGAACCAACUUAUACAGCAACAUCCAGUGUCCAGCGCAGCAGGUUACAUGACGAGUGCGUCGACUGUCACCACGCAGUCCUCUUCUUAUGGAAUCGCCCAAACGCACAACAGCAAUGGAGUAACCUUCCAGCAGAGCACAGCAUCUUCUCUGGGUGUCCCCAUACAGCCAGACAACAGAGACGGGCAGCAGCCACAGCAGAUCCUUAUCCAGCCUCAGCAGAUUAUCCAAGGUGGAACACCCCUCCAGACCAUCCAGGCGGGCACUGUCACGACGGCUGGGGGUCAGGUCUUUGCGACUCCGACACUCAGCCAGGAAGGGCUUCAAAAUCUUCAAAUCAUGCCAAACACAGGUCCCAUCCUCCUGCGCACUGUAGGCCCCAAUGGCCAGGUGAGCUGGCAGACCAUUCAGAUCCAGAGUCCAACGGGACCUCAGUUAACGCUGGCCUCGAUGCAGUCUCUGCCUCAACUCGGCCAGGCUCAGGGUGCUGCAGCUGGUGGAGUAUCUGUCAACACAGUGCAAAUCCCAGGCCUCCAGACCAUAAAUCUCAACACGAUCGGAGGCUCUGGACUGCAGAUGCACCAUCUGCAGAACGUUCCCAUCUCCAUCGCGAGCUCAGCAGUUGACCAGGCGCUACAGGCGGAUGGGGAGAGUUUGGAUGACGGUGCAGCUAUGGACGAUGAAGAUUUAAGCCCACAACCUCAAGGGAGACGUAACCGCAGGGAAGCCUGCACCUGCCCCUUCUGCAAGGACGGAGAGGGACGCAGGGACCCAAAUAAAAAGAAGCAGCACAUUUGUCACAUCCCUGGCUGUGGGAAGAUCUACGGCAAGACGUCCCACCUGAGGGCUCACCUGCGUUGGCACACGGGAGAACGACCCUUCGUCUGCGGCUGGUCUUUCUGUGGCAAACGCUUCACCCGUUCAGAUGAGCUUCAGCGCCAUAAGAGGACGCACACCGGUGAAAAAAGGUUUGUUUGCACAGAGUGUCCCAAACGCUUCAUGCGCAGCGAUCACCUCUCCAAGCACAUCAAGACCCACUUGAACAAGAAAGUAGUCGCCAGCAGCAGCAGCACAGUCUCCACCGACGCGGCCUCCCCUACAGGAACAAAAGUCGUCACAGGCGCCGUGUCAGCCGGUGACCAGCACACCAUUGUCACCAUGGAGACCUUAUCCGCAGAGAGCAUAGCUCGAUUAGCCAGCAGCGGGAUCAACAUGAUGCAGGUGGACCUUCACCAUAUUAACGGAAACAGCUACUAAGAACUGUGUUUGAGCAGGAGGACUGCGUUAGUGGAUGAUGCAUUUGGACAUUUGGGGUAAAAAAAGGCAUGUGGGACUGCAGAAACAGAACCUGUCGGAUGCUUCAGGCGGGAGAGUGGUCUCAGAUGCAACACUAUUGAUUUUCGUAAUUGAGGCAGGAAUAUAAAUUUAAAUGCCUUGUAUUUAAAUGCCUGUAGCGUUCAGAGUUGGAUGAAAAUGUUUGGUUAAACUGUAUUUCCCCUAAAAUGAAAUGUCACUACACCAACAUUUGACCCACACAGACUCAGUCCUGCUUGAUAGUGGGAUUGCAGUACCACACAGACUGGCAGGCUUGAUAUUAAAUUGGUAACUUGUAAUACUCUCUCUAUGCUUCUUAGUAAGGAGAAACACUAUUAAGAGACCCUCUAACUUGUUUCCAAGGUGAGCUCAGCCUCCUGUCCUCCUAAACACCAAGUGUUACCAGACAGGGCUGCUGUAUUUGGCUUAAAAGCCAAUAAUGCUAAAUUCAUCCCUAAAAAAUCCUAACAAUUAAGAGCAGUAAACAUGUUGUUUCUCUCACAUUUCUGGGUUUGCUCUGUUCACAAACUAACGAUCAGUGUCUUGGGGAUAAUGUGGAGAGCGAUCAGAGCGCUGGAAUUGAGCUCAGAGCCAGGACUGCUAAUCAGUAUGAGGAUGUAGGUGUGUCAGGGCACUGAAAUCCUGAGAAUAACUCUUUAACCUCUUAUGUAGGUACCUAUUCAAGCCAUCAAGCUUUGAUAUGUUUAUCAUAGCAAAACAUUUUCAUUUUUUUAUGUAUAUAUUUUUCGGGAAAUGUAAAGGCUACAGAAAUUCUCAGCAUGGGCAGGAUCAUCUUUGCAGGAGAUUGCCUCCGUUUUAUGAAUCUGUCAUGCACAAUCAAAUCUUAAUCUUAUGUUAUUACUUUUACAUAUAUAUGUAGAUUACAUGUUUAAAUUUAAGAGCCUUUCUGCCAUAGAAUAAUGUGUUCUAUACAGAUCAGAUCUUCCCAGUACUUUUUCCCUGAGGUAUACUUAUCAUCUUUGCCUUGCAGUCUUGUCAUUUUGUUUUAUUUCGAUGGAAAACUGUUUAUUUUUAGAAUAUAUGGAGAGAAGUAUUUUGUAAUGUCCAGACAGCAUAAAUAUGUAAGCUCAAAACCAAAGGUUCAUUCUCAUUUAAAGCAAAACUAGGGAAUCUUUCUUUGGUCAGUCAACUUUCUAAUGAUUUUUUACUUGUGGUAUGCAGAUGUUAAAGGUCUAACUGGAAAAUAUCUAGCUUGAGGCACAGCACCGGACACACAUCCUUUUGUUUAAUUAAAGUAGCAAAAUGUAACGGUGUAAUGCAAGGGUCAACAUUUUUUCUGGAAAGAUCAUUCUCACCACAGUUCUUUGCUUCAGGAAUCAGAUUUAUUUGAAAAAUUACCUUCAAUUAUGUCAGGAAUUCUACGUUUAAAAUGUUCCUUUUGAAACUCUAUAAACAAAGUUCAUUGGAAAACAAGUGCUCUUAUUUGUUCACCCCAUUUUAAUAAGGGAUUUUAUAUUGUCUGUAAACAACUACUGCAAACGCCAACAGCUAGAUUAAAAUUAUGAAUAUA